CCGCCAGACCCCAAGGGCAGGGCCAUGCGCAGGGGAAGGCCCUGCCCGAGUCUGGGGAAUGGAGCUUCCGCUUCAGACAGACAGAGCGGGCGCCCAGUUCCUGGCCCCACUGCUGCCCGGCCCUGCAGCGUCAGCGGACACCAGGUUCUCAGAAGUGGCCGCGACGGUGUGGCGAUGAAGACCCCAAGGGUGGCAGUCCCGGUGCUGCUGCCGCUGCUGCUCCUGGAGCUGCUGGACUUCUCCUGGGCCCAGAGCAGCUGCACUGGGUUCCAGGCCAUCCCUGGCACCCCAGGCAUCCCCGGGCUGCCUGGCUCUGACGGCAAACCUGGGACCCCAGGGAUAAAGGGAGAGAGAGGGCUGCCAGGGCUAGCUGGAGACCAUGGCGAGUUUGGAGAGAAGGGGGACCCAGGGAUUCCUGGGAAUCCAGGAAAAGUUGGCCCCAAGGGCCCGAUUGGCCCCUCAGGUUUACCAGGGCUCCCUGGUCCCCCUGGCCCCCAGGGUGAAUCGGGCGACUACAAGGCCACAGAGAAAGUCGCCUUCUCGGCCACUCGGACCCUCCACAUGGCCCUCCGGCGAGAGCAGACCAUCCGCUUCGACCGCAUAAUCACCAACGUGAACAACAACUACGAGCCUCGCAGUGGCAAGUUCACCUGCAAGGUGCCCGGCCUCUACUACUUCACUUACCAUGCCAGCUCGAAAGGGAACCUGUGUGUGAACCUCAUGCGGGAGCAGGAUGCCAAGCAGAAGGUGGUCACCUUCUGUGACUACGUCUCCAACACCUUCCAAGUCACCACUGGCAGCGUGGUCCUCAAGCUGGGCCAGGGGGAGCAGGUCUACCUGCAGGCCACCGACAAGAACUCCCUGAUCGGGAUGGAGGGGGCCAACAGCAUCUUCUCCGGGUUCCUGCUCUUCCCAGAUGUAGAGGCUUAAUUCAGCCCGGUCCUUCCCUCCCCACCAGCAACAUUCAACCUCACUCCCAACAACACCACCCCACCGAAGCACACAGUAGCGCCCCAUGGAUGUUGCUGAAUAAAUCAACUCUUCAAG
Condylura cristata (star-nosed mole) is the source of this 1047-nucleotide messenger RNA. It is a transcript of the gene C1QB, whose product is annotated as complement component 1, q subcomponent, B chain. Lineage: Eukaryota; Metazoa; Chordata; Mammalia; Eulipotyphla; Talpidae. Gene Ontology annotation, molecular function: protein binding. Bases 25 to 930 code for a protein of 301 amino acids. The transcript is spliced from 3 exons. The record is from RefSeq and is a predicted model, not a curated record.